AUGGCUCCUGGUUUGAAUGGUCGCCAAACUGGAACUGUGCCCAAAAAUAAAGUAAAAAGUAAUGGAUCCCAGUCUCAAAAAUCAUCCAAAGAACAUUAUAACCAAUCUUCUUCCACUCCAGUUUGGGAUCAUUUUUCUGGAGUUGGAAAUAAAAAACAUGCUGGUACCAAAAGUAGCACUCAUUCAGAAAAUGAAGUCGAUUCAAUUCAUUGCGAAUUAGAAAGGUCUAGAUCGUCAACGAUGACAUCGCAAAACGAAAACUCUGAAGAUUGUUCUCAUAAUAGUUCAUCGGAUAAAACUAAAUUAUCAGAUCACAAGCAAGUUGUUAAUAAACUUUCACAAAUUCAAACUUACCUACAACAGACUGCAGAUCUUAUGAAUGUUUUAGUUAAAUCGUCAGAUUCGCAACCAAACGAAUGUGGUGAUUCAAGACGAAUGCAAAAAUUCAAUAAAAUUUUAACAGAUAAUUAUGGACCAGGGUUAUGUCCUUCAGAAGAAUUAAGUGGCAAUAAUAAUGUUGAGACUGAUGAAGAAGAACUUACGAGACAAUCUGAAGAAAGUUCAAAAAAAAUAGAAGCUUUACAGAAAAGGAAAAGGGAUUUAUUAAAGCUACAGGAAAAAGCAAAACAACAAUUACAAGAAGCACAAGCAGAACAAUCACGACUUGUGGCAAGAGCUUCAAAUUUACAUCAGGAACUGUCGUUAAAUAAAACAAUGGAUUUGAAUGUCAAACAAUUAAAUCAAAGGUUAAAAGCCAUUCAACAGAUUUACAACAUGCGAAAUCAGGUUUAUGAAAGUCUGAAUGAAAACCAAGGGAGAAAUUUAGAAGGAAAAGAAUCUCACGAGGAGCCACAAAUUCGGGAAGUACUCUCGGAUACAGAGACUGAUUUGCAAUUAGUUUCCGAUAAAAUGGAAGAACUGAAUGUCAUGAAGACUCAAUUAUUGGAAAUACAAAAAAUAAUGGCGUCUAUAAAUAAUGCUCAUUGUUCGGAAUCGAAACAACGCGAACAACCGGAAUCGUGUAACAGUUCGAAGGAAAAUGUUAAUUACGUUCAAAACGGAUUAACAACGGAUGAAGAACAACAACAACAACAACAACCCAACGAUGAAUCUAGUAGUAACGUAUUAAAAUUAGACCAAGUCAAAUCAAAAUUGAAUCAUUUAACGGAAUUACUCGAAAUCGUACAAUCGGCUCAAAACAACACCGGAUUGUCUCCGUCGUAUUUACAAUUAGUCAGUAAUUUAGUUAACGAAGCCAAUUCAUCGAUUCCUAGUCCUGCUGAAUCAGUUGCAUCUCAAAUUAAAAAUAGGUGA
This is a messenger RNA of Pediculus humanus corporis (human body louse), 1314 nucleotides long. RefSeq lists its product as uncharacterized. The coding region runs from base 1 to 1314 and encodes 437 amino acids. The record is from RefSeq and is a predicted model, not a curated record. NCBI's taxonomy places the organism in Eukaryota, Metazoa, Arthropoda, Insecta, Psocodea, Pediculidae. The transcript is spliced from 9 exons.